Molecule: messenger RNA, 3506 nt
Organism: Cottoperca gobio
Lineage: Eukaryota; Metazoa; Chordata; Actinopteri; Perciformes; Bovichtidae
Product: long-chain-fatty-acid--CoA ligase 3-like
Biological process (GO): long-chain fatty-acyl-CoA metabolic process; neuron differentiation; long-chain fatty acid metabolic process
Cellular component (GO): endoplasmic reticulum; plasma membrane; lipid droplet
Molecular function (GO): long-chain fatty acid-CoA ligase activity
Source: RefSeq, a predicted model, not a curated record
AAGGUGCUCUGUGCAGCUGCAGCCUGGAUGAAGCGACAGCCGCGCGGGAGUGUUGCUCUAAAACAAAGCAAGAAGGAAGAAAGCACUCGUCUUCCUCCACGCUCCACAUCACCGAGAUGAAGCUGAAGGAGGACCUGAGCCCCAUCCUGCUGCUCCUCUUCCACCUCAUGGUUUGGAUUUACACCUUCAUCACCUUCCUGCCCUCCUACAUCUUCAGCUGGCUCUCCGGACCCGACGCCGGCCACCACGGCUCCGAGGUGGAGCGAGCCAAGAGGGCGAAGUCCCGCUCGGUGCUGGGACGUCCCGAGGGCCCCUACCGAGCGGUGAGCGCCACCAAGAGGUUUGCGUCGUCGCUGCACCCGGGAGUGAACACUUUGGAUAAAAUGUUCGAGUACGCAGCCCGAAGGUUCCCACACAGAGACUGUUUGGGGACGAGGGAGGUGAUCAGUGAGGAAGACGAGCGGCAGAGCGACGGGAAGGUGUUCAAGAAGGUGGUUCUGGGUGAGUACUACUGGCUCUCCUACGCGGAAAUCCUCACAGCGGCGUCCCAGCUGGGCAGCGGUUUGGCGUCUCUUGGUCAGCGGCCAAAAACCAACGUCGCCAUCUUCUGUGAGACGCGGGCCGAGUGGCUCAUCGCUGCGCAGGCGUGCUUCAUGCACAACUUCCCAAUGGUCACCCUUUACUCCACACUGGGAGGUCCCGCCAUUGCUCAGGGGCUGAAUGAGACUCAGGUCACCCACAUCUUCACCAGCAGGGAGCUCCUGGAGACCCGACUGAAGGAUAUUCUAGAUGAAGUUCCAAGGCUGCAGCAUGUCAUCGUCGUGGACAACACAGCGACCUCGUGGCCCGGCCGUCCUCCAGGCAUCAGCGUGCACAACAUGUCUGCAGUUCAGGAGCUGGGAGCCCGGCCGGAGAACGCCGCACGUGAGCAGGAGCAGCCGCUGCCUUCAGACAUUGCCGUCAUCAUGUACACCAGCGGAUCCACGGGGAAGCCGAAGGGCGUCAUGAUCUCCCAUAGCAACAUCAUCGCCAGCAUCACGGGCAUGGCCGAGCGGAUCCCCAACCUGUGUGAGGAGGACACCUACGUUGGCUACCUGCCUCUGGCUCAUGUACUGGAGCUCAGCGCGGAGCUGGUUUGUGUUUCUCACGGCUGCAGGAUCGGUUAUUCUUCACCUCAGACUCUCGCUGACCAGUCGUCCAAGAUCAAAGGAGGAAGCAAAGGAGACACCAGCGUCCUGCAGCCCACGCUGAUGGCAGCUGUCCCGGAGAUCAUGGACCGUAUCUAUAAGAACGUGAUUACUAAGGUGGAGGAGAUGAACUGUGUCCAGCGAACUCUCUUCAUUCUGGCAUACAACUACAAACUGGAGCAGCUCUCCAAAGGAUACAGCACACCUCUAUGUGACAAGCUGGUGUUCAGGAAGGUUCGCUCUCUACUAGGAGGUCGGACGCGAGUGUUGUUAUCGGGUGGAGCGCCGCUCUCCGCCGCCACGCAGCGCUUCAUGAAUGUGUGUUUCUGCUGCCCGGUGGGUCAGGGAUACGGCCUGACAGAGACCUGCGGUGCUGGAAGCAUUAGCGAGCUGUGGGAUUACAGCACCGGGAGAGUGGGGGGGCCGCUGGUCUGCUGUGAGAUGAAGCUCAAAGACUGGGUGGAGGGUGGUUACCGCAGCACCGACAAGCCAAAUCCAAGAGGAGAGAUUCUGAUCGGCGGACCCAACGUCACCAUGGGAUACUACAAGAGCGAGGCCAACAAAGAAGAAGAUUUCUUUGUGGACGAGAACGGCCAGCGGUGGUUCUGCACGGGAGACAUCGGAGAGUUUCACCAAGACGGCUGCCUCAAGAUAAUUGAUCGUAAGAAAGACUUGGUGAAGCUGCAGGCAGGAGAGUACGUCUCCUUGGGGAAGGUGGAGGCCAUGUUGAAGAACUGCUCUCUGGUCGACAACAUCUGUGCCUAUGCCAACAGUGAAGAGACGUACGUCAUUGGCUUCGUGGUGCCCAAUCAGAAGCAGUUGCUGGCUCUGGCUGACCAGUACGGUAUCCGAGGCUCCCGCCUGGAGCUGUGCAACAGUAAGGCCGUGGAGGAGCUGGUGCUCAAGCUCAUCACUGAGGCUGCUAUAGAAGCCAAGCUCGAGCGCUUUGAGAUCCCUCGCAAGGUCCGUCUGAGCCCGGACCCGUGGACUCCUGAGACUGGAUUAGUGACGGACGCAUUCAAGCUCAAACGCAAGGAGCUGAAAACACAUUACCAGGGCGACAUCGAGAGAAUGUACGGCGGGAAAUAAGAACGAGGAGCAGCGCAGCAUUGUUCGUCCUUUCAAAGCACAGACCAACACUCCCUGUAGCCCCUCACUGCUCCCUCCUGUCCCUCCCCAUGAACAUAAGAGCCAUCGUGAUUGCUGGUGAAGCUCAACAGAAAGAAGGUUAAGUACACGGUGUUACCAAUCCCACCAUGGAAGAGGCUUUUACUUGAGUUUGUGAUAUAAGAGAACCCUGUCCCCUCGUGUACCCAGGUGUGUGACCCCUUCGUGGGGAUCUUUAUUGUUCCAGAUGUGAGUUAUGAAACAGAUGUUAUUAGUGUUAUCUAAUGUUGUCUGUUGAACUCCUGAGUGCCACAGCAGACUCAGGUCGGGGCGGACACUGAGUCGGUUCAUUUUGAUCCUCUUCUUUUGAACUUAAAGGUUUAACUUCUUCCUGCCGGUCAGGAGACGCUUCAGUCUGAGUUCUGUCGCUGCUUUAUUUUGCCUCCCACCCAGUCGGACUUCGACUCCCACGGUCAGCACAUCUCGUUACCAAGAAGCACAAAGUCAUUUGAGGGCGAACGAGAGCAGCUCGGUAACGGCUGAAGUCAUAUCUGGUGGAACAAAGUUCAUCAACAUUAAGGCCUUUGUCCUUUUUGGGGGGGAAAUGACAAGAAUUGCACUCAAUAGUCUUAUUUAAAAAGAAAGGCAGUUGUUUAGUCUGCUGCCUGCAGUGAUGGAGUAUCUUUCUUACAGAACACUUUGUGCACAUGUACUACAGAUGAAAUGUGUAAUCAUUGUCAUAGUGGAUAAAUCAUCCGUGCAAUAUGAGAGCGUCUCACUUCUGUCCAAAUAAGGCGGUUGAUUCCAGAUGGGACAUAAGAAACUCUCAAUGUGCGCGCGAAGGUUGAAGAAUGAGAGACGUCUGUGAUUUGUUCUGCGGGAUCGUCGACCAGCUGAAAGUUGCACAAGUGUGCGGCUCAUUAAGUCCGCACUCGGCACAAACGUGGCCCCCGCAUCCCUCACACCGACACCCGUCGCCUUCUCUCGCCUUUCUAACUCCCGGCUGAUUCUUUCCUGUGACGUUUCUCCCUAAGUGUACAUAUGUGUGUGUGGAGCUGUGAUCAGCAGGUGUACCGCCUGCUUUAGUGUAAGCUUUAUUAUCAAAGGCCUGUUUUGGAGCUCCCCCCCCUCGCUGUAACAUAAGUUCAUCCUAUUUAUCUGCCUUGUGAAGAAUACCCAGGUGAAGUCAAUAAAGAUUGUGUUUGGUCUACA